Fundulus heteroclitus (mummichog) is the source of this 3335-nucleotide messenger RNA. RefSeq names its product kinesin-like protein KIF2A. Gene Ontology annotation, biological process: microtubule-based movement. NCBI's taxonomy places the organism in Eukaryota, Metazoa, Chordata, Actinopteri, Cyprinodontiformes, Fundulidae. Bases 129 to 2402 code for a protein of 757 amino acids. The transcript has 22 exons. Gene Ontology annotation, molecular function: microtubule binding; ATP binding; microtubule motor activity. The record is from RefSeq and is a predicted model, not a curated record.
UACGUAAUGCUCCCUCUGCUGCUAACCCUGCAUCUUCCUCCCAAACCCAAAACAGCCAAAGGCGCUGCUUUUGCCCGGCUUGAAUCAAGUCUCUAGUCUUGUGUUUGUUAUUUUUUAAGGGAUGUAGAAUGGCGUCGACCUUUGGGAAGAUAGUCGUCGGUACUUAUGUGGAGAUUAAGCGGAGUGAUGGGCGUAUACAUCAGGCGAUGGUGACGUCCAUGAAUGAGGACAACGAGAGCGUCACUGUGGAAUGGAUAGAAAACGGGGACACCAAAGGGAAGGAGAUCGAUUUGGAGAGUAUUUUUGCACUUAAUCCAGACGUAUCACCAGAUGAGGAGAUUGCCCCUAGCCCAGAGACUCCACCUCCGCCCACACCCACGUCUGUGAAAGUCAGCAAAAUUGCAAAGAACCGACGGACGAUAGCACCUCCCAAAAAUGAUACUCCAUCAAAGGACAACAGAGCGAUUCCAAUCCGAGCCAGACCUCUACAGCCUCAGCAGCCAGAACCGGCUCCGCCUCCUCCGGUCCAGCAGCCUACCCAGUUUCAGACACAGCAGCAGCAACAGAACGAAUCCGCCCUUCAGCUGAUCUCCAGAAAGGAGUCUGGACAGCUUUCGAGGAGGAAGUCGAACUGCGUGAAGGAGGUGGAGAAGCUGCAGGAGAAAAGAGAGCGGCGCCGACUUCAGCAGCAGGAGCUCCGGGAGAAAAGAGCUCAGGAGGUGGACACCACCGUCCCCAACUACGAGAUCCUGUACAUGAUCCGCGACUUCAGGGCCAGUCUGGAUUACCGGCCCCUGACCACAGCUGACGUGAUCGAAGAGCACAGAAUAUGUGUUUGUGUGAGGAAACGACCACUCAACAAGAAAGAGCUGACCAUGAAGGAUCUGGACGUGAUCACCAUCCCCAGCAAAGACGUGGUGAUGGUGCACGAGCCGAAGCAGAAGGUGGACCUCACCCGCUACCUGGAGAACCAGACGUUCCGCUUCGACUACGCCUUCGACGACAGCUCCAGCAACGAGAUGGUUUACAGGUUUACCGCCAGGCCUUUGGUGGAGACCAUUUUCGAACGGGGCAUGGCCACCUGCUUUGCUUACGGCCAGACGGGCAGCGGUAAAACACACACUAUGGGAGGAGACUUCUCUGGGAAGAACCAAGACUGCUCCAAAGGAAUUUACGCGCUGGCGGCCCGGGACGUGUUCCUCAUGCUGAAGAAGCCCAACUACAAGAAGUUAGAGCUGCAAGUGUACGCCACCUUUUUUGAAAUCUACAGCGGAAAAGUGUUCGACCUGCUGAACUGUAAAGCUAAGCUGAGGGUUCUGGAGGACGGGAAGCAGCAGGUGCAGGUGGUGGGCCUCCAGGAGAAGCAGGUCAAAUGCACAGAAGAUGUCCUGAAACUCAUCGAAGUGGGGAACAGCUGCAGAACAUCUGGGCAGACAUCAGCCAACGCUCACUCCUCGCGGAGCCACGCCGUAUUCCAGAUCAUCCUUCGCAAGAAGGGGAAGAUGCACGGCAAGUUCUCCCUCAUCGACCUCGCGGGGAACGAAAGAGGCGCCGACACGUCGAGCGCCGACCGACAGACUCGUCUGGAAGGAGCCGAGAUAAACAAGAGCCUGCUGGCCCUGAAGGAAUGUAUCCGGGCUCUGGGUCGGAACAAGCCCCACACGCCUUUCCGAGCCAGCAAGCUGACGCAGGUCCUCCGGGACUCCUUCAUCGGGGAGAACUCGCGCACGUGCAUGAUCGCGACCAUCUCUCCUGGAAUGACGUCCUGCGAGAACACGCUGAACACGCUGCGCUACGCCAACAGGGUGAAGGAGUUCGGCAUUAGUCCGUCAGACAUCCCCUUCUCCCAGGGCGGUCAGGGGAGUCGCCCCGAGCAUUCGCCCACCAAUACCUUUGAGUUCGAUGACUUUGCUGCGACCUCUCCCAGCAGGGUGAAGGAGCUGACCGUGGACCCCAACCAGGUGAUGGAGGGAGGAAGAGCCAACAACCACGCCGUCAACCAGCUGGACGUCUCAGACGAGGAGUGGCUGAGCAUCUCGCCGCAGAGAGACGACCUCAAACUGCUCUGUGAGCAGAAUGAGGAGGAGGUGUCUCCGCAGCUCUUCACGUUCCACGAGGCCGUGUCCCAGCUGGUGGAGAUGGAGGAGCAGGUUCUGGAGGACCACAGAGCCGUGUUCCAGGAGUCCAUCCGGUGGCUGGAGGACGAGAAGGUGCUGCUGGAGAUGACGGAGGAGGUGGACUACGACGUGGAGUCGUACGCCACGCAGCUGGAGCAGAUCCUGGACCAGAAAAUAGACAUCCUGACGGAGCUCAGAGAUAAGGUGAAGUCGUUCCGCUCCACGCUGCAGGAGGAGGAGCAAGCCAGCAAGCAGAUCAACCCCAAGAGGCCGCGGGCUCUUUAGGCAGCCCGGCCAGGUUCCCCGGAGCGAGCCGUUCAGAAGCAGAACCACUAGAACCUCAGCACCACUCUGGCUGCUGGGGGAGGAAAAACCCGAUAAAAGGACAUUUAACACGGCAACGGGCUCCGAAAAGUCGUAUUUGUUCUCCUAACAGAAGCCACUGCGCUCUCACUCUAUGGUUAGCUGUUUUAGGAGGGGGGACUGACUUUCCUUCCAUCUUUAGGUGCCCCCCCCCCCCCCCCCCCCCCCGAAUGUUUAGUUUCAUUCUGUGUCCGUAAAUUAUUUGUUUUCUUUUCUACUUCUUUCUACUUGGAGCUGAAUUCUUUUGACUGGAUUUAUGAAGAGGGUUCUAGUUGAGCUCAUUUCAAAGCUGAACGCGCCGCCGCUGUCCGUCGGCCUCCUGCUCGUCUGCAUGUGAGCUCCACCGCAGCUCCUCGUUCAGUCGCUCCUCUCCUCCCUCGCGUCCCGACACGCCGCGACGCCGACCUUUUCCACCCGUUUGUAACUGUUUACAAAAACAAAAAAGAAAGGAACCGAGAAGAACUGUUAAUAAGUGUAUAGUGAAGACCACUGACCUCCCCCCCCACCUCCGGUUCAUGUUUCUCAGAGUUUGCACUGGAUGUUAUGCUGGAGGGAGUUUAAAAGAAGAAGAAGAAAAAAAUGCUGUUUAAUUUGAAUGACUUGUGUGACAUGUUCUCUAAAUAAACUGAGCAUCUUCCAUUGUACUAAAACGGACCCUGUGAAGGUGGUCCGCUCUCCUGGUCCCUUUGGUACAUUUUUUAUUGGAGUUUUGCCAAAGCUGCAUGGGGGGAGAAGAAAUAAAAAACAGGAAACACGUUUUAUGGCAAAUUAUAAUAAAACAUUGUUUUUGGUUCAAAUCUUAUUCAGGUGCCUGUUUUCCAGAAUUUCUAAAUAGAAUAAAAAUAUUUUUAACAC